UCAAUGACCAUUAGCCUCCCCCUCUUCCUCCCUUUAAACCCCAUUUCCCUCCCCCUCUAUAAAACCCUCACUCCCCACUUCGUCUUCCCCAUCCGCCACCGCAGCCACCAUGUCUCCGGCGCCGCCCCUCUCGUUGCUCCUCGUCCUCACCACUCUUUCCAUCUGCCUCCUCUCCGCCAGCGCCAAUGGCUGGCGCCCCUGGCCUAAGUACCGCCACAACACCUCCGACGCCAUCUUCGGCGGCUCCAAGAGGAACGAGGGCUCGUCGGAGUUCGUCCACAUGACCUACCACAUGGGUCCCGUCCUCACCGACAACAUAACCGUCCACAUCAUCUGGUACGGCCAGUGGGCUCAGUCCCAGAAGCGGAUCAUCCGAGGCUUCCUCUCCUCCAUUUCCGCCACCACCGUGGGGCGGCCGUCGGUGGCCGGAUGGUGGCGCACGGUGCAGCUCUACACCGACCAGACCGGCGCCAACAUCUCCCGCACGGUGGUCCUCGGCUCCGAGAAGAACGAUCGGUUCUACUCCCGAGGCAAGUCCCUCACGAGACUGACCGUACAGUCGGUUAUAAAAAGCGCGGUGAGCGCGCGCACGCGCCCACUCCCCGUGACCCAGAGCGGGCUCUAUCUCGUCCUCACAUCGCCUGAGGUGUACGUUCAGGAUUUCUGCAACAACAUCUGUGGGUUCCACUAUUUCACGUUCCCGUCGCUCGUGGGGUACACGCUCCCCUACGCGUGGGUGGGGAACAGCGAGAAGCUCUGCCCGGGCGUCUGCGCGUACCCCUUCGCCGUGCCGGAUUACAUUCCGGGACUCAAGGCGCUGAAGUCGCCGAACGGCGACGUUGGCGUCGACGGGAUGAUCAGCGUGAUCGCACACGAGAUUGCGGAGCUGGCAACGAACCCGUUGGUGAACGCGUGGUACGCCGGCGAGGACCCAAUUUUUCCGGUGGAAAUCGCGGAUCUCUGCGAGGGGAUCUACGGCACCGGUGGGGGCGGGUCCUACACGGGGCAACUGAUGAGCGAUCGGGAUGGAGCUACCUACAACAUGAACGGAGUUCGCCGGCGGUUCCUGGUUCAGUGGGUGUGGAACCAUAUUGUCAGUUACUGCACCGGUCCAAAUGCACUUGAUCAGUAAUUUUAUUAUUUAUUUUUGUUUUUUGUUUUUGUUUAUUUGGGUUUCUUAAAUGUUUUUUUUUCUUUUUAUAUUUGUUGGUAUUAUUGUUAAUUAAUGCGAAAAUAUAAUCAGUUAAGUUAGUUAAUUAAGUUUAAAAUGUAAUAAUGGAUAUUUGGUAUACAAAUAGAGUGCGCGUUCCCGCCUGGCCGUUUAAAGGGGAGUA
Molecule: messenger RNA, 1334 nt
Organism: Malania oleifera
Lineage: Eukaryota; Viridiplantae; Streptophyta; Magnoliopsida; Santalales; Ximeniaceae
Product: protein EXORDIUM-like 3
Exons: 1
Coding region: 110-1132 (340 amino acids)
Source: RefSeq, a predicted model, not a curated record